CUCGGCCCGCCGCUGGCUCCUCGCACGCGGUCAUGGCGGACCACGAGCUGCAGCUGGUUGAGCGGCGGAUCCGCAGCUUCCCCGACUUCCCCACCCCGGGCGUGUUAUUCAGGGACAUCUCGCCCGUCCUGAAGGACCCCGCCUCCUUCCGCGCCGCCAUCGGCCUCCUGGCGCGACACCUGAAGGCGACCCACGGGGGCCGCAUCGACUACAUCGCAGGCCUAGACUCCCGAGGCUUCCUCUUUGGCCCCUCCCUGGCCCAGGAGCUUGGACUGGGCUGUGUGCUCAUCCGAAAGCGGGGGAAGCUGCCAGGCCCCACUGUGUGGGCCUCCUAUGCCCUGGAGUACGGGAAGGCUGAGCUGGAGAUCCAGAAAGAUGCCCUGGAGCCAGGACAGAGGGUGGUCGUCGUGGAUGAUCUGCUGGCCACUGGUGGGGCUGGCCUGGAGCACCCAGUCUCUACAGCCCAGGCCAACUGGGGACCUCACCCUCCCAUCCCCAGGAACCAUGCAUGCCGCCUGUGAGCUCCUGGGCCGCCUGCAGGCCGAGGUCCUAGAGUGUGUGAGCCUGGUGGAGCUGACCUCGCUUAAGGGCAGGGAGAAGCUGGCUCCUGUACCCUUCUUCUCUCUCCUGCAGUAUGAGUGACUACAGGGCCUCCCAGCCCAACAUUCUGCAGCUGGAACCCAGGGACAUUUCAGCCCUGGGCAACUGCAGUGACCUCUGCAGUUACCAGGGGCACCAGCUGCCUGCAGGGAACACAUCCCUUGCUUGGGUUCAGCACCUCUCCUGGGGCUGGAAGUGCCAAAGCCUGGGGCAAAGCUGUGCUUCAGCCACCCUGGGCCCAAUUACACAUAGGGAGAACGCAGUAAACAGCUUUGCCACGAGA
Molecule: messenger RNA, 883 nt
Organism: Cercocebus atys (sooty mangabey)
Lineage: Eukaryota; Metazoa; Chordata; Mammalia; Primates; Cercopithecidae
Gene: APRT
Product: adenine phosphoribosyltransferase
Exons: 5
Coding region: 33-521 (162 amino acids)
Biological process (GO): adenine salvage; AMP salvage
Cellular component (GO): cytoplasm
Molecular function (GO): adenine binding; adenine phosphoribosyltransferase activity; AMP binding
Source: RefSeq, a predicted model, not a curated record